Melopsittacus undulatus (budgerigar) is the source of this 1557-nucleotide messenger RNA. RefSeq names its product BPI fold containing family C (gene BPIFC). The record is from RefSeq and is a predicted model, not a curated record. Gene Ontology annotation, molecular function: lipid binding. Lineage: Eukaryota; Metazoa; Chordata; Aves; Psittaciformes; Psittaculidae.
AUGCUGAAGACAUGGUAUUCUUUCCUGCUGUGUUGGCUGUCCUUGCAACUUGAGGCUAAUCCUGGUCUUAAAGUGAGGAUUACUCAGAAGGGGCUGGACUACGGCAGGAGGAUUGGGAUGGAGCUCCUGAAGCAAGAAGUACUGAAAGAGACUUUCCCAAGCUGGAGUGGGCAGGAGAGUUUCUUGGUUGUUAAGGUCAACUAUGUCAUUUCAAGGCUGAGAAUUAAUGCUGUAGAUUUCCCAGAAUCUUCUGCUUCCUUUAUUCCUGGCACUGGCAUUAGUCUGUCAGUGGCACAUGCUUCUGCUACAAUCAGUGCAGACUGGAAAAUUAAUGCAUGGCUGCUCAAAGACCAAGGAGGAAUUACGGUGUCAGUCUCAGGACUGUUUAUUGCAGUUAUCAUCAGAGUGUCACGGGAUAGCACAGGCCACUUGUCCGUGUUGCUACACAAUUGCCAGACGAGCAUUAAUAGUAUAAAAGUCAAGUUAAGUGGUGAAUCUAGCUGGAUCUACAGCUUUCUAUCUGGUUACCUUGAGAAGCCCAUUCACACCAAAUUGAAUAAAAAUCUAUGCCUAAAUAUCAGAUACAAAAUCCAGAUGAUGGAUGCACAGUUUAGAAAGCAUAAGGUCUUAAACCAGAUUGAUGCCUUUGCACAAAUAGACUAUUCCCUAGUUAGUUCCCCUGCAGUCUUCAAAUCACACAUGAACUUGGAUUUGAAGGGCACAGUCUGUCCAGUAGGCAAUCACACAGACCCUCCCUUUGUGCCAGCUCCAUUUGCUCUCCCAAACAAGGAUGAUUCCAUGCUAUACCUGGGAGUUUCCGGUUAUUUUCUUAAAUCUGCUUCACUGGCUUACUACAAAGCAGGGGCCUUUAACAUCACCAUGUCCAAAGAGCUUGCUACAACUUUUAACCUAAAUACUGCCCUAUUCAAAGAUUUUGUUCCUAAGAUUGCCCUGAGUUACUUAACAGCAUGCCCAAUGCUGCUGAAGCUGAUGGCUACCUCACCCCCUGUGGUCAGUUUAAAUGCAGACAGAUUCAUCCUACAUAUCACUGGCUGUGUGGAAGUAUUUGCUGUUCUGCCAUAUUCAACCACCCAGUACAUCUUUGCCGGGAAUCUAACAGCCAGUACCAGAGUCUAUUUGACAAUCACCAAACAGAAGCUGAUUAUCUCAUUACUUCUGAAGAGGCUCCACUUCUCCCUGCUGCACUCCAUUCUUGGCUUCUCUGAGAUGUCCUUGGCAGAGAAUUUUCUGUCAUACGCUUUGCGGAGUGCAGUGAUCCCAGUAAUCAAUGGUAAGGAUUGUGGCCAGAUCCUGAGCACAGCUGGUGGGAAAGCAAGAUUGAAACCGUAAAAGGGAGUUCCCAGCUUUAAACACUGUUAUGGCAGGUUUUCUGUCCAUUUGGUUACAUCUGGACAGGUCUGAUCAGUGCUGGACUUCAGUCACAGUCCCUCAGUCACACAGAUCAGGGACAAGGACAGAGGUCAUCUGGUGAUUUCCACUGAUGUUGAUUACAAACAUAAGGAAGGGGGAGAUGAGGACCUUCACAGUCACUCCUAA